AUGUCAGAGCUGACCUUUACAAAAUCAUUCCUGUCCACUCUGGACUCACGGUCUGUCAAGCUCCGCGCUGACCAUGUCUUUGACUCAGAGCAAGUUGGACUGCGAGUUCCUUACACUCUCCCCCGCCUUUCAGCCCCGCACCCCCCGAUGCCCAAGAAAGUGAGCUCAACACAGAUCCCAGGCUCAUCCAAAUCGAUCACUGUCCGUAUCAAGUCUGCGCGCAACCCUACCUUGGAGUUCACCAUCUCCAAUGCCCCUCUCUCGACCAUCUCAGUCCAGGACCUUCGGGAUGCCGUGCGAGCGCGCGUCACUGAUGCGCAGGGAGGCCAAGUUCCUUUGGACAAGAUCAAGAUACUGUACAAGCGGAAGCCAGUGACUGGGACUGGGAAGACACUGGCCGAGGUACUAGCGGACGAGCCGGCCGCUUUGUCAGGAGGCAAAGAAGUCGAGAUCGGAGUGAUGAUUAUCGGUGGCGCUCAAGCACUGGCUCAACCGGAGGUGACGGAAAAGAGGGAUGAAUCCCCACCGAAGUUCGCUGCAGUAGGGCCAAGUAGUGAGGAGAUAUUGCAUACCGAAGCUUUCUGGAAUGACUUGCAGGGCUAUCUCCAGCAACGAUUGAAGGAUGAGGAAGAAGCGAAACGGCUGAGGUCCGUGUUCAAAGAGGCGUGGAUUUCCUCCAAAUAG
Penicillium bovifimosum is the source of this 684-nucleotide messenger RNA. RefSeq lists its product as uncharacterized. The record is from RefSeq and is a predicted model, not a curated record. The transcript is spliced from 2 exons. Lineage: Eukaryota; Fungi; Ascomycota; Eurotiomycetes; Eurotiales; Aspergillaceae. The coding region runs from base 1 to 684 and encodes 227 amino acids.